AUGGCCGCGGGCGCCCUGCCGCCAUGCAACAGGUGGCUGCGAGAUUUCCUCAGGGCGUCACACUUCUCCCUGGGGCCUGACCCGCGGCUGCACCGCGGCGACCUGCACUCCAGGUCGCACCGCGACUUCCCAGCCUACCCGCAUGCCUCCCGGGCACAGCCCAGCCCGCCGCCACCACCCUCGCCGCUGCUCCCGGUGGACACGCGCUGGGCGGGCGAGGUCCACGUGCCGGAGACGCGCCGCGCAUUCCCGCCACCGUGCACGCCUUCGGCGCAAAUGCUGCAGGAGCAGGCGCGGGAGCGUGCGCUCGCCCUGGGCGCCAGCCACGUGCGCCCUCCCGAGGGCGUGGGCGCCCGCACCGGCAUCUCCAUCGCGCGCGCCACCUAUGGCUGGCCCGAGCCGCCCGCGAGCGCGCACGAGCAGAUCCGCGGCGCGCGUCUCCUCUUCGACCGCGACUCCGUGCCGCCGGGAGACCCCAAGAAGCUGCGUUUCCCGCUCACCACGUACCGGGCGCUGUUUCCCCCCUACGACGCGUGCCUGCAGCCCCGCAUGCCCUGCUACCACCUGGGGGGCCCAAACACCCUUAAGUGGGACUACUGGGAACGAGACAAAACCACCUACCAGAGACUGUUCCAGGCCCUGCCGGGCCCCCCCGCCCUGAUGUGUAAGAGGGCCUCAUCCAGCGUGCAACUGGGAGACAGCAAAAUUGGCUACGGACCCCUGUGUUCUGAGCAGAAAGAGUUCUACAGGCCGCAGGGCCUACCCCCAGACAGGUAUGACAAGGCCCAGGCGGUGACCCACAACCAGCACGUGAGCAUUCGCCCAGGAGACAGCCGCUUCCUCCGCGGGACCACCAAGGCCGAGCACUUCCGAGCUCCGGAGCCAGAGCCGGUCGUGCUUCACCGAGAUACGACUCCUGAGUCGCACAUCCUGGAAGGGAACUGGCGCCCUGGUCCCGGCAGCCUGGAAACCUGCACGCAGCGCUUCUACGGCCAGCCGCCGCCCCCGACCCAGCCGCCCAGCCGCCACCUGAGCCAUGACAGGUUGCAGGAUCACGUGAUCCUGGGAGACGCGAAGCUGCUCGGCCACUUCUUCCAGACCACCAUGGGCUCGGACUACUUGCCCUCAGACAAGGGGCGGCCAGAGAGAGCACCCAACCUCCACUUGAUGAAGAGCAAAAUGUGGGAGGAGACCCCUGAACCAGACUUUUUAACCACGAACCAGAAGAUGAUGAAGGCCCACAGAGCAGCCCCAGCCUCCGCCACGGAAGACAUGCUGCAGCGGAGCAAGCACAGCCACGUGGAGCCGCCACUGGGUGGACAGCGCUUUUUCUCAACUCAGUACACGGAUGAGUUUCCCUUCAAGUACCAGGGCCCAACGGUGCUGAGAGUGAACAACAUACAGGAGAGCCACGUGCCCUUGGGCACGCCUCGCCGCUCGGGCUGCCUGGGCGAGAAGGUGGACCCUCGAGCCCCCCAGUCUCGAAUGUACCCAUGCCCCAGCCAGCAGUAA
This is a messenger RNA of Lepus europaeus (European hare), 1512 nucleotides long. It is a transcript of the gene SAXO5, whose product is annotated as stabilizer of axonemal microtubules 5. The transcript is spliced from 8 exons. NCBI's taxonomy places the organism in Eukaryota, Metazoa, Chordata, Mammalia, Lagomorpha, Leporidae. Bases 1 to 1512 code for a protein of 503 amino acids. The record is from RefSeq and is a predicted model, not a curated record.